AUGGAGCAUCUAGUGGCUGCGUUGAUGGGUCUACAAAGGCCUCCGCUUCCUCCUCAACCCCAGCAAUCAUCGAUUACUCAACUUGUGCAUCAGUUGAAUCCUGAAGAACAACGAGCGUUGUUGGGUCAUAUUCAGCGACCAGCACGCGUCGCUCCUCCAGCGCGUCAAGCAUCAGCACUCCAAGCAUCAGCACUCCAAGACCGGUCCGAGCUACCGGUAUCUCAGACUGAUGGGGCCAGUCGAGACGAUGGCGGUGAGCAAUCUCGUAACCCGGGGCGACAGGCGGAAGAGGACCACCAGCCGGCAGGUACAGGGGUACCAGAACAGGCGAACACGGGUCAAGCUGGUCACGAGCCCUCUCCAUCCCAGCCACAACAGUCUCACCCCUCACUCGAACAGAGACAGCAGACUCUAGAGGCAUCACAAACAAUUCAGCAGUCUCAUGGAGCAACCGCAAUGCAAGAGCAAAUACAGAUGGGUCAAGCCCAACUGCUUGCGAACAUAAUGCAGCGGUCCCAAGCAAGCGCUGUAGCACCUCGUGCUCCCAACGCUGCUGUUCCUACCAACUCAGGUGUGCCAUUGACUGCAUUGACAGCUUUCCAACAACUUGCUGGACUGUCACCACAGCUGCCCCAGCAGGCGCGGCAACAGCGUGGCCAUGAAGGAACACAACCAAUCCAACCGUUGCAUAGAGCACCUACGAUGCAAGAGCACAUCCAGCUUGCUAACAUACUGCAGAUGCGGCAAGGAAAUACUUUGGCACCUCGUGUUCCCGCGGCUGAUGUUACCUCUGCCUUGGCAUCUUUGCAACGAAUUGCACAACCUUCCCAUGCUGUGUCCAGAUUAAUAGCUCACCCGAACGCUCCGGCGCCGGUUCAGCUCCCAACGCAAAGACAAGGCUCGGCAGAAGCAAUGUUGGGAAACCUUUUGCAGAAUUCAGUGGCCUCAAACAACCUGAAUAGUCCAUUGCUUUCCGCCAUUCUUUCACAGUUGGCGCAACCACAGCAGGCACAAGCUCUUGCCCAUGCAGGCGUGGCCGCAGCUUCGGUGCCGACUGCAGCCGCAGCCUCUGCAGUACCACCACCACGUCCCGAGCAACCACAACCAUUGCAACAACAGCAAACUGCAGAACGAUCGACACAGCGGCAAGCUUCACAUUCGCCCUCCCCACAAAAUGCUGCGCCAGCUGCCAGCGCCCCUACCGCUGGGGCUUCUGCUGCCAGUGCCCCUGCCCCAGGGGCUUCAGCAAAGCGAAAGAAAGGCAAGAACUCCAAGAAGGGAUCGCAACGGACAAAGCAACAAGCCGAGGAUGAAAUAACCAGCCCUGGCGAGCACGAUGUUCUCUUGGGCCGCGGAAGCGGCGCCAGUAAUCACUUGGGUAACAUUCGAUAUCGAACGCUGGUCAACGAAUACAAGGAAAAGUACAUUAGUGCCAGCCGCGUCGAUAAGCCAAAAGUCGCCGAUGAGAUUGUCCAUGUUUGGCGCAAUCUCACUCCUCCUGGAAGGUUUUUGACUAGAUGUGGUGGUGAUGACGACAACGAGGGCAAUGAUAAUGAAGACUUUUCGGGUGGCCGAUGGGUUGACGUGGGUAACUCCAGGGCCAAGACAAAAACGUGUCAGUGUUUGCGCGAGAAAGAUCGACCUCCCAGUAGCAAACGAGUGAAGAAAGGGUGUAGAUAA
Messenger RNA from Seminavis robusta, 1680 nucleotides. NCBI's taxonomy places the organism in Eukaryota, Bacillariophyta, Bacillariophyceae, Naviculales, Naviculaceae. The record is from the annotation of a GenBank genome assembly.